Messenger RNA from Athene cunicularia (burrowing owl), 1189 nucleotides. RefSeq names its product stomatin like 2 (gene STOML2). Lineage: Eukaryota; Metazoa; Chordata; Aves; Strigiformes; Strigidae. The record is from RefSeq and is a predicted model, not a curated record. The transcript is spliced from 9 exons. Gene Ontology annotation, cellular component: membrane. Bases 118 to 1029 code for a protein of 303 amino acids.
CAGCAGCUGAAGCAUUCAGCAUGGCUGGCCCUGGCACCACACCGCUUGAACUCCGGCCUGCCUGUGAAUAUUGGGGUGCUCUUUGUGCCGCAGCAGGAGGCUUGGGUGGUGGAGAGGAUGGGCAAGUUCCACCGAAUCCUCGAGCCUGGCUUGAACUUCCUCAUCCCUCUGCUGGAUCGAAUUCGUUAUGUGCAGAGUCUCAAAGAAAUAGUGAUUAAUGUUCCGGAGCAGUCAGCUGUCACCCUAGAUAACGUCACCCUGCAGAUUGAUGGUGUGCUCUAUCUGCGGGUUAUGGACCCCUACAAGGCCAGCUAUGGAGUGGAAGAUCCUGAGUAUGCAGUGACCCAGCUGGCCCAGACCACCAUGAGAUCUGAACUUGGCAAACUCUCCCUCGACAGAGUCUUCCGGGAGCGGGAGUCCCUCAAUGCCAACAUUGUGGAUGCCAUCAACCAGGCUUCAGACUGCUGGGGCAUCCGGUGCCUGCGCUAUGAGAUCAAGGACAUCCAUGUACCCCCGCGUGUGAAGGAAUCCAUGCAGAUGCAGGUGGAAGCAGAGCGACGGAAGCGGGCAACGGUGCUGGAGUCGGAGGGGACACGGGAGUCGGCCAUCAAUGUGGCUGAGGGGCAGAAGCAGGCCCAGAUCCUGGCGUCAGAAGCUGAGAAGGCUGAACAAAUCAACAAAGCUGCUGGGGAAGCCAACGCCAUGCUGGUCAAGGCCAGGGCCAAGGCCGAGGCUAUUCAGCUCCUGGCAGCAGCUCUGGCACAGCAGAACGGCAGCGCUGCUGCCUCUCUCUCUGUGGCAGAGCAGUACGUGAAUGCCUUCUCCAAGCUUGCCAAAGAUUCCAACACCCUUCUCCUGCCCACCAACACCGGUGACAUCACCAGCAUGGUCACGCAGGCCCUGGGCAUCUACACCACGCUGACCAAGCCACAGGCUGUGAAGACCCAAGACGAGAUGCCCCCAGUCCGCGAGGACCCCCAGGCUCCUCCCGCAGAGGUGCUGAAGGCAGAAGAGGCCAGCUCCAGCUAGUGGGACUGGAAGGGUCCCCCACCCUCCCCUGGGGGCUGCUGGAAGUCCUGUCCUGCCACUCUUCCCCCUUAAGACGCUCUUCUUCCCUUGGUUUUUAUUUUAUAUUUGGAUUUAAAUAAUGUAAUAAAUGGUACCAGUGCUGCCGCAGCACCUCCCCUGG